CCGAACCUUGCGGUCCUUGCCUCUACAUGUACUAUGCUCGUGAAAUCAAUUGUGCACUAUAUUGUUAUGAUGCCGUCGUUUCUGUGAUAGGUGCGUCUAUAUGGCCCAUCAUGUAUCAUGCAUCAGUGCCCCUUCAAGGCUUUAUAUUUCCUUCGGCAAUGGGCUAUGGCCGAUACUACAUCAUGAUUAGUGCUUCAAGAAUCCGGUCAACGUGUUGGCUAUGCUUUGGUCAAGGCUAUUCGGCCCAUACCAGACGCUCUCUGUUUUCUCCCACCUACUUCUUACACCCUCCGAUACCAACUCUAGUUCUCGACAUUCUAGACGAUUUGGAAAAAUGAUCAUAAACCCGUCCGAGAAGACGCCCAUGAGGUUAUGCACCAGACAGAUUAAAGACAAGUGUGUUGAGAACGAUAUAGAACACGAGGUAUGUCGUCGUCGUGUCGAUAUGAUCUCAUUGUGUGUAUCGUAGCUAUCCAUUUUCAUCGAGCUUAUUGCUGGCAAAGUCACCAGAACUCUCGAGCAUUUGAUUUCUCGGUACCUUCCGGACUCAAUCGUACUGGGCACCAGAGGCCAGCGCAGCAUGAUGAAAGAGGCAAUUUGAUAUACCUCGCUCUCAUAACAGAACGUAUACCCAUAAUCCCAAAGUUCCUCUCCAACCAUAUCGACCCAAGCGCACCUCUAUUUGUUUUCGGGGAAGUAUUUGACAUCCCUCGACUCGUCAAGGAUCCAGAAAGUCAGGUUCUCAAUGAUGUUGAUGUCUGGUGGACGCGAAUCCCAUCUUGGGUCGAACUUACAUCUCCUAGCGUGCAUCAAAAUAAUGCAUCGUUUUCGUAUCUCGCAUCACUUGGGUUUCCAGAAAGUCGCUCUAAAAGCCUGGAAUUAUCAUUAACGAACCGUCCUUCUCUUCAGCAACAGGUUUCCCUUCCCCCGGACGAUCACGUAUUAUGCUUCGAUUUCCUUUACUACAUAAGCGCUCAUCAUACAUGGGAAUGGGAAAUAGACUAUUCUCCUGCAUGGAGAUCUGUAGGCCAACACAUGCGAUGGACUGCAAGCAUGGAAAAGAUUGCCGAUGCGGAUGCCCGACGCGCCAUGAAUGAACCAACACCUCCUCAAUGCGAGGAGUUUCCUGUGGAUCAGUGCUUCGUCCCGUUGUCUGUCAUUGCACGCAGGGUGUCUGAGGUGCAAGAAGAGCUUCGCACACGAAAAGGAAUUGAUGACACACAUGUUAUCAUGACGAGCGACGAAAGGGACCCGCAUCCGGUGUUCAUUGAUGUUAUCAUUCGGUCGAAUGAAGCUGGCUUUGUUGGCACUCGUGGUUCCACACUAGCUAGUCGCAGAGUACAGUCGCGGCAUGACGGAGCGACUCGGCUCAUUAGAUGGGAAUGACUAGGCGCGGACGACCACUGAUGUUGAUCGGAAUGGUAGAAUCGAGACUACUUUGCGCUUCACAAAUCAUUCGCUACAAUGUUCUUGUAUUUUUAUUUAUGAUGCGCAUAAUGCUCGUUCUCCAGCUCAAAUGCACUGCAGGCGAAAGCAAGCUUAAUCUUCUUGGUGCACAGUACUGG
This is a messenger RNA of Suillus fuscotomentosus, 1565 nucleotides long. RefSeq lists its product as uncharacterized. Bases 427 to 1386 code for a protein of 319 amino acids. The record is from RefSeq and is a predicted model, not a curated record. The transcript is spliced from 7 exons. Lineage: Eukaryota; Fungi; Basidiomycota; Agaricomycetes; Boletales; Suillaceae.